AUGGCUUCUGAUACCCCCCUCAAUGUGUUGAUGGUUGGUACGGGAGAGUACACAACUGGCUUCGUCGGCGGAGGAGCUUCCGGAUCAGACAAGAAAGUCGGAGUGGUAGGACUCACACUCUUUGAUCUACGACGACGAGGAAAAGUAGGAAAUCUUUCCAUGGUUGGAACAUCAGGCGGCAAAUUCCCAGCAAUCCGCGAACAUCUCUCCAAAAACAUCACAAACGUCUACAACAACCUCGACACCUCCUUCGAAUCCUACCCAGCAAACGACAAAACCGACCCGGAAGCCUACAAAGCCGCCAUCGACGCCCUCGCCCCCGGUUCCGCAAUCACAAUCUUCACCCCAGACACCACCCACUACCGCAUCGCGCUCUACGCAAUCGAGCGCAAGAUCCACGUUCUCAUCACCAAACCCGCCGUCAAAACCCUCGCGCACCACCUCGAGCUCCUCGCCAAAGCCAAAGAACACGGCGUAUUCGUCUACAUCGAGCACCACAAACGAUUCGACCCCGCCUACGCAGACGCCCGCUUCAAAGCGCAGAAACUCGGCGACUUCAACUACUUCUACUCCUACAUGUCGCAACCAAAGUCGCAGCUCGAAACCUUCAAAGCCUGGGCGGGUGUCGACUCGGAUAUCUCGUACUACCUCAACUCGCAUCACAUCGACAUCUGCGAAUCCAUGGUCCAAACGCUCGGCUACACACCCGUCAAAGUAUCCGCGUCGGCCUCCAAAGGCGUCGCCGUCGGUCUCGGCUGCGAUCCCAUCACCGAAGACACCAUCUCCCUGCUCGUGCACUGGGUCAAGAAAUCCGACGCCUCGAAACGCGCGACGGGCGUGUACACGGCGUCCUGGACGGCGCCCCAAAAGGCAGGCGUCCACUCGAACCAGUAUUUCCACUACAUGGCUUCUGGCGGCGAGAUCCGCAUCGACCAAGCUAAACGCGGGUACGACGUCGCAGACGACUCGCUGCCUAAUGGGUUGAUGUGGUAUAACCCAUUCUACAUGAAAUACGCACCUGACGAGGAGGGGAACUUCGCUGGGCAAGGCGGAUACGGAUAUGUUAGUUUUGAGAAGUUCGUGGAUGGAUGUCGACUUGUGAAUCGCGAGGGUGUUUCGGCGCUGGAGAAAUUAGAUGGGAGGGGUCUACCGACGUUGCGGAAUACGAUUGCGACGACGGCGAUUUUGGAGGCGGGGAGACGGGCGAUUGAUGAGGGGAGGGAGGUGGGGAUUAAGGAGGGUGAGGGAGGGGCGUGGGAGUUGGUAUGA
Messenger RNA from Glarea lozoyensis ATCC 20868, 1269 nucleotides. Its product is annotated as NAD(P)-binding Rossmann-fold containing protein. The transcript has 2 exons. Gene Ontology annotation, biological process: NADPH regeneration. Gene Ontology annotation, cellular component: cytoplasm. Bases 1 to 1269 code for a protein of 422 amino acids. Lineage: Eukaryota; Fungi; Ascomycota; Leotiomycetes; Helotiales; Helotiaceae. The record is from RefSeq and is a predicted model, not a curated record. Gene Ontology annotation, molecular function: oxidoreductase activity; nucleotide binding.